AUGGCUUCAGGAAACGACGCCAAAACCAAAUUACUAGCCAUUGCGCUAGUGCUCUGCGUCGCACUGUCCUUCCCGGGGGAGGGCGAAGGGAGGGUGCCCUUUGCAUGCGACCCUGGGAACGGACUCACCAGGGGGUUCAAGUUUUGCAACACGCACUUGCCCCUCCACGUGAGGGUGCAGGACCUCAUCGCCAGACUCACAUUGCCUGAAAAGAUUAGGCUCGUCGUCAACAACGCCAUCGCCGUGCCCAGGCUCGGAAUCCAAGGCUACGAGUGGUGGUCCGAGGCGCUUCACGGCGUCUCCAAUGUGGGCCCCGGCACCAAGUUCGGUGGGGCCUUUCCUGGUGCCACCAUGUUCCCGCAAGUCAUCACAACCGCUGCUUCCUUCAAUCAAUCUCUCUGGCGCGAAAUUGGACGGGUGGUGUCUGAUGAAGCAAGAGCAAUGUACAACGGUGGACAGGCUGGUUUGACGUAUUGGAGUCCUAAUGUGAACAUUUUCCGCGACCCACGGUGGGGUCGUGGCCAAGAAACUCCCGGCGAAGACCCGACCUUGGCCGCAAAAUACGCCGCCAGCUAUGUCCGAGGACUCCAAGGUGACGGGGCCGGCAACCGCCUCAAGGUGGCUGCUUGUUGCAAACACUACACUGCCUAUGAUCUUGAUAACUGGAAUGGUGUGGACAGGUUUCAUUUCAACGCCAAGGUGAGCAAACAGGAUCUGGAGGACACUUAUGACGUGCCAUUCAAAGCCUGUGUGUUGGAAGGAGAAGUGGCGAGUGUGAUGUGUUCUUACAAUCAGGUGAAUGGCAAGCCAACGUGCGCUGACCCUGAUCUCCUUCGCAACACUAUCCGUGGCCAAUGGCGCCUCAAUGGGUACAUAGUCUCGGACUGUGACUCCGUUGGAGUUUUCUAUGACAGCCAACACUACACAAGAACACCCGAGGAGGCAGCAGCAGAGGCCAUAAAAGCGGGCCUGGACUUGGACUGUGGCCCAUUCUUGGCGAUCCACACCGAUGCUGCCAUUAGGAAGGGACUCAUUUCCGAAAACGAUCUCAACCUUGCCUUGGCCAACCUUAUCACGGUCCAAAUGAGAUUGGGCAUGUUCGACGGCGAACCCUCGGCCCAACCAUACGGAAACUUGGGCCCAAGAGACGUGUGCACCCCGGCCCAUCAACAACUGGCCCUUCAAGCAGCCAGAGAGAGCAUAGUGUUGUUGCAAAACAGAGGAAACUCGCUACCACUAUCCCCUGCGCGAAUCCGUACCGUAGGAGUGAUUGGACCCAAUUCGGAGGCCACCGUUACCAUGAUAGGGAACUAUGCUGGUGUGGCGUGUGGUUACACGAGUCCUCUGCAAGGGAUUGCGAGGUAUGUGAAGACUGCUCAUCAAGCGGGGUGCAGGGGUGUGGCUUGUACGGGGAACGAACUAUUUGGGGCAGCAGAGACCGUAGCUAGGCAAGCUGAUGCCACCGUCUUAGUAAUGGGCCUUGACCAGUCCGUAGAAGCCGAAACAAGGGAUAGAGUUAGGCUUCUCUUACCGGGCCUUCAACAGGAGCUUGUUGCCAGGGUGGCUAGGGCCGCAAGAGGCCCAGUUAUCUUGGUCAUCAUGUCUGGUGGCCCAGUGGAUAUCUCGUUUGCCGUAAAUGACCCAAAGAUCAGUGGCAUUUUGUGGGUUGGUUAUCCUGGGCAAGCUGGGGGAACAGCCAUCGCUGACGUCAUCUUUGGUCAAACUAACCCAGGAGGAAGGUUACCCAUGACAUGGUACCCAGAAGGGUAUUUGAGCAAAGUGCCCAUGACAAACAUGGACAUGCGUCCAAACCCAGCAACAGGGUACCCAGGAAGAACCUACAGAUUCUACAAAGGACCUGUGGUGUUCCCGUUCGGACACGGACUUAGUUACUCCAGAUUCACCCACACCUUAGCCAUUGCUCCAAAACAGGUCUCGGUCUCCUUAACCGCCCUCCAACCCUUCUCAAACUCAACCCUUUCAAGCGAAGCAGUGCGGGUGAGCCACGCCAAUUGUGACGACACACUGGAGAUGGAAUUCCACGUGGACGUCAGAAACGAAGGCUCCAUGGAUGGGGCCCACACUCUUCUCGUUUUCACAAAGCCACCACGAGGAAAAUGGUCCCAGAUUAAACAAUUGGUGAACUUCCAAAAGACCCAUGUUCCUGCUGGCUCCAAGCAGCGCGUGAAGGUUGGUGUUCAUGUGUGCAAACACUUGUCCGUUGUGGACCAGUUCGGUAUUCGAAGAAUCCCAACCGGUCAACAUGAACUCCACAUUGGUGAUCUCAAACAUUCUAUUUCUGUGCAAAAUACGCACCAAAUCAACAACUGA
Molecule: messenger RNA, 2331 nt
Organism: Sphenostylis stenocarpa
Lineage: Eukaryota; Viridiplantae; Streptophyta; Magnoliopsida; Fabales; Fabaceae
Source: the annotation of a GenBank genome assembly